Paralichthys olivaceus (Japanese flounder) is the source of this 1852-nucleotide messenger RNA. NCBI's taxonomy places the organism in Eukaryota, Metazoa, Chordata, Actinopteri, Pleuronectiformes, Paralichthyidae. The record is from RefSeq and is a predicted model, not a curated record.
CACAUCCACUCGCUGCGGGAAUUUUAAACUCAUCAUGCCGGGAUACGUCAGGUUCCUGCUUCUACUUCUUUGCCUGAUCCUCAUCGGGGAGUGCAGGAGACACAAAAGCAGGAAAAAGCGAUCGUGGUCAUCGCCGGCGGAGAUUCACAAGCAGGGCAACUUGAGUGACAUUCCUCUGACGAAGAAGCUUUCGGAUGGCACAAAAACCCGAAAGGUGAAGACCAGCCACCUCCUGCGCAUAGACGACCAUGAUUUCACGAUGAGGCCGGCCUUCGCAGGUCCUGCUGUCCCCGUCGGCGUGGAUGUUCAGGUGGAGAGCUUGGACAGCAUAUCAGAGGUCGACAUGGUAAGCAGCUUGAAUGUGUUAAAUGCCACAUGGUACAAAUGUUUCUGUACAGACAGUGAAUUGAUCUACUGCACCUAUGCUUACACGGACGAGGACCUGAUGCUGUACUGGAAAAGCGGUGAUGAGUCUCUGAGCACCGACGACAGAAUUUCCCUGUCGCAGUUCCUCAUCCAGAAGUUUCACACUACCUCCAGACUGGCUUUCUACAGCAGCACAGGCUGGUACAACCGUCUGUACAUUAACUUCACUCUGCGGCGUCACAUCUUCUUCUUCCUGCUGCAGACCUACUUCCCUGCCACUCUGAUGGUCAUGCUGUCCUGGGUGUCCUUCUGGAUCGACCGCAGGGCCGUCCCUGCCAGAGUCUCAUUAGGUAUAACCACGGUGCUCACCAUGUCCACCAUCAUCACUGGAGUCAACGCCUCCAUGCCCAGGGUCUCCUACAUCAAAGCUGUGGACAUUUACCUCUGGGUCAGCUUUGUCUUUGUCUUCCUGUCUGUGCUUGAAUAUGCUGCCGUCAACUACCUGACAACAGUGAGGGACGGAAAAGACCGGAAGCUCAGGGAAAAAGUCACGGAACAGAACCUCCCUUGCACCUGUGGCAUGUCCCACACCAGGACCAUGAUGCUGGACGGUACAUACAGCGAGGCAGACACUAACAGCUUGGCAGGGUACACCAGAGCCUCCAUGAUGGCUGAGGACGCGUCUGAAAAACAAGAACGAAUGGUGGUGCAUCUCUCCCUGGACAACGAGUCCACGGGGACCAAGAAAAAGGGCAUCCGCGGCUUCCGGAUAAUCCAGAACACCCACGCCAUUGACACCUACUCUCGCAUGAUUUUCCCUGGUGCCUACAUCCUUUUUAACCUGAUCUACUGGUGUGUGUACUGCUGAGUGCUUGUGUUCCAGUCUAAACUGAAGCAGUGAAAGAAAAAGAAACUGCAAAACCAUUUCAUUGACAUUGGAAGAGAGAUAGUUGUUUCUAUUCUGCAUGCUCAGGUGGAGCAGCAACUGGAGCGGCCAGAUGGCUGAAAAAUACCACAGGCUUCUGGGUGUGAAUUUCACCAACUCUCGCUCAUGUCACCACUGGACUCGACCACUAAUGCAGUUUCUCCUCCUUUAUAUAAUUAUAUCACAAGCUCAUGGGUACCCCAAUCAUAUUCCAACAACCUGGUGGGGCUAGUUGCACAAGUAAUACUGUUGUACCAGUCUAAUGCCAGUUGCCAUCAUUGUAUUUAUUUGGUGUCUGGCAACACAAUCACUGUUGAUUGUGUUGCCAGAUACCAGAUUUUUUACCCUCAUUUUUCUCUGUUUUGGUCUCCACCAUCUCCCAAGAAAAAAAAGUUGGCAAGGUUGGUGAGUGUAGAGAAUAUAGGCCAAAAAACCAAAACAAUUUGUUAAAAGAGACUAAACAGCUCUGUGAUGUCGUAAUUCUCUUUGGGUUUAUCACUUUAGCUCUUCCCUUUAAUUGCAUAUAAUCAUAUCUAUGGUUGAUACAGAAAAUAUUGAUUG